Messenger RNA from Rotaria sp. Silwood2, 678 nucleotides. The record is from the annotation of a GenBank genome assembly. Lineage: Eukaryota; Metazoa; Rotifera; Eurotatoria; Philodinida; Philodinidae.
AUGUUAAAUAAUCGUGUUUAUACUGUGAGCGAUGGGUCAGUGGGUAUCGCUAGUGGUCGUUUCGUUACUUCUAAUAUUACUUUGGGUAGUCCCGUUGCUACAGGCACUCGUGCUUGGGUUCAGAAUACAUAUGCAUCUCAAUAUAAUCAUGCUGUUCGGUGUUGGGAAUCAUUCGGUGAUGCUAGCAAAAAAAGAAAAAUGCGUGGAGGUCGUCUAUUACUCUAUCGAUGGUUAAUAUUAGCUGUUGUCAUCGUUUCGUUUGUGUUGGGCAGUUUGAGUAACGGAGUUAAAGCUUAUAUUACAUUUCCGAUCGUUUCUACCGUGAUCUAUAUUGGUUUGACCAUCUGGAAUUGGCAUGUAUUUCGAACAAACGAAAAUCUUCUUCAUUCACACAUGUUUCAUGUGCCUUCAAGUGCGAUUUCUGGAUGGUCAAACAAGUUUUUCCGCAUCCCUAUUCAAGUUGAAAACACCGAUCAUCAAAUAUUAAGUAUUUCGAACAAUGCUGGAACUACUAUCGCCCAACUUAUUCAGCAAAGUCAAGGACAAACUUCAAUUGAGAUCAUGGCUUAUACAGACAGCUAUUUGAGUAAGAUAGUAUUCCCCAAGGAAACUCUUCUUCAUUUUAUAAUUUUUAUUAUCGUCUUCAUUGUUGCUAUUGCACGUGUAGUAGCUGAAUAA